AUGAUUAAAAAUAUCUUCAGUGAGUAUCUGAAGUCGCAUGAGGGGCGACGGAAGGACCAACAGGCGCUCAGCAACGUUGCGAGGGAUUACUCGAACAACUACACCUCCGACUGGCGCUGGUUUAGCAUCAAGUGCGAGCGGAUAAUUGAAAACGAGAUGCAAAAAAAGUCCCUGCGUGAGGAAGACAGGAAGAGGAAGCCUUACAGCACCUGGGUGAAGGAGGCCUAUAAUCUCUCGACCUUCAGGUCCUUCUUUCCAAAAACCCUCCUCAAGGUUUACAGCCGAUGUGAUGACCCGAACAAGUUUUUUUCUAAACUUGUUAUCCAGAAAUUCGAUGCCGUCGUGUUCUUCUGCGACGCGAGCGGAUUCUCCAACCUGGCAGAGCAGCUAGACAAGCGAAUCAAUGGAACGGAGCUUCUAGGAAAUUGCCUGAACAAGUUUUUUAAUAUCCUCAUCAAGAUUAUAGACUGUUGGGGUGGAGACAUAAUUAAGUUCAGUGGCGACGCUGUGUUGGUCAUUUGGCCUCUGCGGCGGGGCCACAGGGGAGAAGCGGAGAAAAAGUCCACAGGGAGCGUCACGGGGAGCGUGGCAGCGCACAUGGAAGAGUCGAUCGAUGGGGUCAAACAAGCUGAGAGAGCCAAAACAGGCAGGACAGCCAAAACAGCCAAACCAACCGCAUCCCCUGCAACUUCCAACCCUUCUGGGGAAGGGACCCACCCGCAAGACAACUCCGACUACUACCCAUCCGACACCACGACACCCAACGGAGAGACAAUCGACGGAGAGAAAAGGAAAAACCAAAAGGAGAAAAAUGUGAAGAAAAUAUGCCUCCUCGCCCUGGGAUGCUGUGUAGACAUACAUAAACUGCUAAACAAGUUCCCGACGCCGAUCGAAAAUAAAUACCUUAAGGUUCACAUCGCAAUAACGUACGGUAAAGUCAGCUUUCUCCAGUUGGGGAACAUACUGAACAAGAGAGACUACCUCCUCUCUGGGAAACCUCUGGAAGAAAUAGGAAUCGCUGAAUCUCUUGCUAGAAAUGGAGAGAGUGUCAUAUCUCAAAGGUUUUACGAAAAGGUGAAGGAUAAAAUUCUGGUGAAGGAAACGCCAAAGAAGAAGUUCCUCCUUUUCGUUAAGAUGAAAGAGGAGAUAGACAUGCGCCAGAUGAAGCGGGAAUACGAGCAGGAGGACGAGUGGGACGUCCCAUCGGGAGAACUGUCAAGAGGACUCUCUAGAGAACUGUCUAGAGAAGAGCCUAGAGAAGAGUCUACAAAACAGCCCAGAGAAGCCUCUAGAAAAAAGUCUACCGAACAUCCUAGCGAAGUGCUCAAUACGUUGACAACACGCAGACAAAGCAGGUACGAUCCAGAUGAGACCCCCCUCGCACACGAGCACUUCUGCUUCUUGCUGAAAAGUUUCAUCCCAGACAUAGUCUAUCGAAAAAUGUCCAUCGGUUGCAACAUCUUUCUUAACGAAAUCAGGAAGGUCACCAUAAUCUUCCUUUCCGUGAAAGACAUAGACACCUCUACGAUGAUCGGGGUCUACUCUGCACAUGGGAUUAUGAAGCUAACACAGAAGGCCGUGUUCACGAUGGAGGGUACCAUUAACAAAUUCAUCUACGACGAUAAGGGCAUUCUCAUCCUCAUCAUGUUUGGUCUCCCCCCGCUGUACCACUGUGACGAUUCGGUGAGGGCUCUGCUGACUUGCUUCCGCCUGAUAGAUGCUCUGAAAUCUCUCAAGCUGAAUGGCAGCAUCGGUAUCUCCACUGGAAGAAUAUGGUGUGGAAUCAUAGGGAACAAAAUCAGGAAAGAGUACACUGCACUAGGUGACUCAGUCAAUGUUGCUGCCAGACUUUGCUGCAAAGCUGGGAACAAAGAGAUCUACGUGGAUGAGAACACCUUCAACGGAUGCAAGCAUUUUAUCUCGUUUCAGAAGCUCAUCUCCAUUAAAGUGAAGGGGAAGAACAAACUCAUUAAGAUUUACUCGCCCAUAGGAACGAUCAAUAGGGGGUCUCCUCAGCUGGGCUUGGAGGAGGGGGCCGCGCAUGGCUACUUCACCGAUGAGGAGUUGCAGGGGGUAGCGCAUGGCUACUUUACCGACGAGGAGUUGCAGGCGGUCGCGGAGGAGCUCUCCGAGGAGGGGGAGCCACAAAAAGGAAGCGAUAAGAGGACACAACGGGGGAGUGGAAGCGGAACCGAUAAGUGUACACAACGGGAAAGAAGCCUCGGUGCAGGGCGUGAAGACGAGGUAGGCUCCCGUGGGGGGGCCCGGGACGAGCGCAACGGCCACAUCGCCGAGGAUGGUACAGAUGCCACCCAACCUCCCGACCUCAACGAAGUGAUCGACUUCUCCUUCCUAAACAGGAACUACCUCCUGCGCUACUACGAGCGCACCCUCCGCCGCAGGAUCAAGCGCCUUCUGGGGAAGAAGGACUGCCUCUACUACUUGAGGCAGUGCGAGGAGGGCGCCGGCGCCACGUGGAAAGAGAGGUGCCAACCCGACACGCAAGCUGCCUACCAGGGCGACACGCAAACUGCCUACCGGGGCGACCCGUACGGCCAAAUCAAGACCACUACCCCUCUGGACUACAACACCCACACAGGACCGCUCCUCUUGCACGAGUACUACGACCCCCUCUACUGCGACUUCACCCAAAUGUAUAACACAGGCGGAGUGCUCUUCCUCCAGGGAAACGAACAUCUCGGAAUCUUCGAAAUUAUUACCCUCAUCUCGAGGAAACUAAGUAACUUCAAGUCAUUCAAAAUUAGUAACAUGCCGAAUUCUCUCUAUAUCAAUGUAACGAACCCGCUGCUUCCCUGGAAAAUGCUCUGUAACGACAUGCUUCACCUAUGGGGUGCUUGUCAGAUGAGGAAGCAAAAUACCUUAAUUAGAAAUGGAGACAACUACAACUUGCUUCGCGAAAUCACGCACCCCUCAUACCAUUGGUUUUUUAAGUGCAUGUCUAGUGUCGUGGACGAUUUAGUCAUCCCGUAUUGGGGACACUCAAAUGGGAAAGGGGAGAAGCAGAAGGAGAAGCAAAAGACAGGAGCUCGUUCUAAUCAGACUGGAGCAGUGCUGCUGUCUACGCAUCAACCCACAGACAAAGACACCGAUCGGACGAGAAGGAAGAAGAAAAAGAGCAACAUGUGCAGCCUGAUUCUAACCGCCAUCGACCACCUCUUCAGUAGUUCCACGCAAGAGACGGGGCGCCGCCCUGGACCGUUUCCUAGCCUGGGCCUCGCGGCGCCCAGGGAAGCGUCUCACCGGGCGGGGAACAAGGCCGAAACGAAGACUCUUCCUCAAACGGUUCCUAAAUGGGCCGGGCAAACCGCUUCCCAAAGCGUCGCUCAAAUCGCCGCUGAAGCCAUCCCACCCGGGAGUUACCGCUGCGCAGAGGCGUACCCCCUAUUCAAGGCAAACGCGAAGGACAACCGAAUGGGGAUCAUCAGCUCCAUGGUAUAUUAUUUCUCCCUGCACGAGUACACUUUCAUCGUCUUCAACUACCGAGCGGGCACCUCCCUAAACGUCAUGCGUGACGAGAGUGCGUGGCAGAUCUGCAAAAACAUUGCCAAACUGGCUAUGUAUAAGCGAGGCAAAAUUUUAGACAGCAUACAGAGAGAGGUCAAACACUGGAGGAGGAACCACUGCAGGGGGUGUAACUACUGUAAGGGAGUUCCCCAUGUGGGAAGUAGCCAUCCCUUCGCCGGGAAUGAUGACCAUAGCUUAGCUACCCCGAGUGAAAGCUACGAUUUUGGGCAGAGAAACCACUCAUCUGCCAGCACACACACACGAAGUGGACAGCCCUCCCACGAGGAAGAGAACAAAGCACUAUCUUCGCGUAACAGCGAGGAGGAAACAGGCAGCCACGGCCAAAGGCAUAGCCAUUUAAGCAGUGAUUGUCGUGGUCGUGCCUACGAAGCUAUUACCCCAUCCGGGGGAGAAACAGAAAGGCACGUAAACAAGUCAGGCAACCUCGGAGACAUCAACAUAGCGCAGAUGUUCAGAGAGGAGCGGGAUAAGCAACCCCAAGGACUCAACAGAAGGUUCUACAAAACCUUGAUCCCAAACAUAAAUGACGACAUACUUCUCUACGUCGCUGAGCAGAAGAUGAGGGAGCAGCCGGAGGGGAGAGGUCGUCACAUACUGGGGCAUGCAGGCGCAAGUCAAAUGGAUUAUGCACCCAAUGGAGGAGUUCCAUAUGACACCACACGUGUGGAGAAGCACCUCACCAGCAGGACGGUCUACUCCAUGCAGGAGAAUAAAUCCCCCCUGUGUGAUCCCAUCUUCAAAGGAAAACACAAACCGUUAAUCUUCCUAUUCGUAAAUGGCAUGAAAAACGAUGACAUAAAAAUCAGAGCCAUACGGAAGAUAAAAAAAUAUGCACAACAGUGCAACGGAUACUUAAAGCUGGAGGAACUAAGUAGAGAAAGAUUAUUCGAUUUUGUAAGUCUAUGUUUACAUGUGAAGAAGGACGAGUUAAACGAGGAGCUAAUCGAUUAUCUCCAUAAGACAUGCUUCGGGAUCCCUAAGUUUGUCCAGUAUACUCUCUUCUACCUCUUAACAAAGAAGUACAUAAAACUAUACAGAUGUGCAUACCCCGUUAAAUCGAGUGAUCCUGUUGGUGAAGCACCUAACCAAAGGGACACCUCAAUUGGGGGCAGCGGCACAGAUCAACAUUCACCAAUAAGUGGAUUCGCUUCAAACCCUGGGAAGGGCCCCAUGCACAAGGAGGGUUUCUACUCUGUGGGUAGCACCACAGACGCAGGCUCCACCAGCGCACACGACCCCACUUCGUACACCUACAUCAAUGAAGCAACCAAGCAGAUCAUUAGGCAUCAAAAUGGGUUCCGAAACUUCCAGUUCUGUGAUGAUAGCGGGAGUGAUGCAAACGGCAGUCAUGCAAACGGCAGUCAUGCAAACGGCAGUCAUGCAAACGGAAGUCAUGCAAACGGAAGUCAUGCAAACGGUAGUGAUGCUAACGACAGCCAAGAGGGACAACUCGGUGUCAAUCGAGACGCCUCUCUCAGGGGCCCACCUUCAAAGGAAAAGGAUAAUCCAACCGGAACUCAUCAGAAGGGGUACAAGUACAGGAUAACAGUAGUACGCGAUUUGAAUUCGGCUCCCUUGGUUCCACGUCUGACCGCCCACUGCAUGUCCCUGAUCGAUAGCCUUAACCAGGAGGAGCUCCUCUUGGCCAAGCUAUGUUCCUUCUUCAAGCAAAAAUUUAACAUAAAGAAAAUGAAGUGCAUAUUCCCCAGAUAUAUUUCUCUAUCCGAAUUGAAAAGAAUAAUUAGGGAUCUCAUAAAGAAGAGCGUCUUCCAGCUAUGCGAGGAGAACAGAGCGAACCAAGUGCCAACGGACGAUGUGAACUCCAUACACAACAUCAAUUUUGUGUACAGGGAUAUCUACAACCUUAUAAAUGACAUCACUACGAGAAGGCACAAGCACCAUUCCCUGUUCAGUAGGAACUCCGCGAUCUCAGACGAGGAAUCGUUCUUCUGCAUAGUGAAUUUUUCCCUCAAGAAGGUGCUGAACGAUUUGCUCGAGAACGAAGAAAAAAAAUACAUCCAAAAAAUAUACAAAAAGUACUUGGACGAGUAG
Plasmodium inui San Antonio 1 is the source of this 5598-nucleotide messenger RNA. RefSeq lists its product as hypothetical. The transcript is spliced from 6 exons. The record is from RefSeq and is a predicted model, not a curated record. Bases 1 to 5598 code for a protein of 1865 amino acids. Gene Ontology annotation, biological process: cyclic nucleotide biosynthetic process; intracellular signal transduction. NCBI's taxonomy places the organism in Eukaryota, Apicomplexa, Aconoidasida, Haemosporida, Plasmodiidae.